Desarmillaria tabescens is the source of this 1249-nucleotide messenger RNA. RefSeq lists its product as uncharacterized. The transcript is spliced from 5 exons. Gene Ontology annotation, cellular component: Ino80 complex. The record is from RefSeq and is a predicted model, not a curated record. NCBI's taxonomy places the organism in Eukaryota, Fungi, Basidiomycota, Agaricomycetes, Agaricales, Physalacriaceae. Bases 43 to 1233 code for a protein of 396 amino acids.
CAUGAUGUCAUUCCCAAAUCCUGACACCUGGAAUUUCCCACCAUGCGGCGCAACGAAGUUGAGAAUGAGGUCGACAUGGAAGGCGCCGACGACGACGCUGAGCGUUACGAGGGCGAUUCUCCUGAGGAGGAGGAUGGCGAUGAUCCGGAGGAGGAAGACGAGGACGACCAGGUCGGUGUUACCGUUCUAGACGAGGAAGAUGCUCAAUCUAAUGAUGACGACGCCAUUGUAGAAGAAGAGGACGACCAGCUCAGCAAUACUUCGUCGCAACCAGCACAAUCAUCGCGACUCAAGAUCAAGUUGAAACUCCCCACUGUACCGAGCUCAACGUCCAACACGGCGACACCAGCACCGGAAGAAUAUCACCGUCCACCAAAGAGAGCUUCUGCUCGCACAAGGAGGAUAGUACCGGAUUCCUACCUUGAGAGCUCAGAAGAUGACGAUAAUGAUGAUGAUGACGAUGAGAGGUCUAUGUCACCUGAAUCGGAGUCGACACCUCAAGCUAGUCCUUCGAAGAAGCGCCUCACGUCAAGGCAGGCCGUUCUGGCCAAUGUGGUCGACUCUUCGCAUGUUUCUUUGGAUGGUGACACUGCAGUAUCCGUGGGCAAGGGUAGGAAAAAGCAACUCAACGAGACCGAGUUAGCCUUGCGUCGGGAAGAGACAGCCAGGAAGAGGAAGAAUCUUUCUGAGAAAAAGUUGGAGGAUGAAAAGGUUGAAACUAUCAACCGGCUACUCAAAAAACAAACACGUCCGCGGGGCGGUAGACGCAACGGAACUACUACUGGAACGGGCACCCCGUCCGGAGUCAAGGUGCAGAACGAUAGCGAUGAAGAGGCCAUGGAGGUGGAGGGAAGUACAGAGGAACCUGCGCCUGCACCUAUAAUACCCGUCAUGUAUCGAUGGAUAUCCUCGUCGCGGCCUCCCCAAGUUGAUCCUAGUCCUGGAACUGAGGAGAAAAUGGACGUCGAUGAUACGGUCCCGGAGGAGAAGAUGGAUGUUGAUGGUGCGGCAGAGAAGGAGAAAACCGAUAGUAACGAAGAGAAGAAGAUGAUUCUGAUGUUCUCAGUUCCGCCGUCUUUGCUGCCAGAGGGCGAAGUGCACCCUCCUGCACCACCAAGGCCAAUACCCCAGUGCAAUGUGGAAGGCUGCGAACUCAAUAGAAAGUAUAGGCUCGUUAGAAACUGGGAUAUGGGUGCUUGUGGGAUGGCACAUUUGAAGCUACUGCAGGCUUAAUGGUUCGUUGACGAAC